AUGGGGCCCCCCUUUCACGAUGGUGGCGCAGACUCUGGCCACGUCACCAGCAUCAAGGAAGGGUUUGGCUUCAUCCGACCCCUCAACGACCGGCGGACGGGCGGCGGAGGUCUCUUCUUCCACUUCAGCGCUCUCGUCGGCCGUGACGUCCCAGUCGAGGGCGACGAGGUCUCCUUCUCGGUCGAGCUCGACCGCCGCUCAGGGCGCGAGGCAGCCAAGGCGGUGACCAUCUUGCCGCGCGGGACGCUGCCUGCGCCCGCGAGGGCCGUCACCGUCCGCGCCGUCGUGCAGAGAGAGUUGCGCGGCGCUCGUGGCGGUGACGGCUACGGCGGCCGUCUCGCCGUCCUCAAGGGCGACGGGCCUCCCGCCGAGGGUGACGCCGCUGCUGGGGAUGGCGGCCAGGACGAUGACGAGCAGACAGAGGUGGUGUCCUUUGACGCCCGCGGCUGCGAGAGGCCCAGCGCUCUCCACGUCGGCGAUCUGGUCGAGUGCCGCUUGAUGAGCGUGGCGGGCUCGCGCCAGCGCGCGGCGUCGCGCGUGAAGCUCAUCGAGGCAGGCGGCGGGCUGCCGCGCCAGAGCGGGCGGGCGCCGCGCGAGGGCGGCCCGCUCCGCGUGGGGGACGACGUGUCCUUCUGCGUCGUGCUCGACCCGCGCUCGCGCAAGGACGCGGCGACGAAGCUGCGCCGGCUGCCCGCCGGCUCCGUCGCGCUCGAGCAGCUCGGAGAGGCUCGGCUGCGCGGCGUGGAGGGCGCCGCCGAGGGAGGGGCGGGGAAGCUCAGCUUUGGGCUGGACGACGUCUGCGGCGAGUCGCGCGCGGCGGGCCUGUACGAGGGUGACGAGGUGAGCUUCAGAGAGGCGACCGACGCCGCCACGGGCGCGGUGGGCGCUGCCGACGUGCGGCUCGAGGCGCAGAAGGUGAACCGCGGCUUCGUGCUCUCGCUGCGCGACGGGCACGGCCUGCUGCGCGGCGAGGCGGGCGGCGCCCCGCUGAGCUUCGCCGCGUCGUCGCUGCCUGGGGUGAGGCCGCGCGACGAGGUGUGGAGCACUAGUACCGGCGGCUCCCUCGUCCUCGAGUGGGUCUCUCCGCGCUGCUGCGGCGCCGGCUCGGUCGAGCUCCUCGGGCCGCUGCCGCUUGCCGCUAGCGCUGCCGCCGCACCGCUUGCGCGUGCCGCCGGCGGGUCCGACUCGGACAAGCCCAUCCCCCUCGAGCUCGGCCAGGCGCUCGCCCCGCCGCUCUCGCCACGCGCCGGCGAGGAAGUCGGCGCGGGCCUGGCGACCCCUUCGGCCGAGGCGCGCGCGGCGCUCGAGCGAGUCGAUAGCGUGGCUGGCAUGGCGGGCACCGUCCUGCCGCUGCCUCAAGCCGACGCAAAGUCGCGCGAGCAGCUGGUGCCGGGCGACAUCGUCUCGCUGCUGCUGGCGGUCAGCGCGCGCGACGGCUCCGUGCGGCCCACGCGGGCGACGUACGAGCGGUGCGCGGACGGCGCGGUGGAGCGCGGCGUCGUCGUCAACGUGAAGGAGCAGUUUGGCUUCCUCAAGGCGGAGGCGCGCGCCUCGCCCGUCUUCUUCCACUUCUCGCAGCUGCCCGACGGGGUGCACCGGCUGGCAGCUGGUGCAGAGUUCGAGUUCGUCGUGACCGCCGAGGACGCGGCCGGCCGGAGGAAGGGCCGCAGCGUGGCCAUCCGGCUGCGUUCGCUCGCUCCGGGCACCGUCGCCUUUGAGGAUUGUCUCCUCGAGGAGGCGAAGGGGACUACGAUCGGCGACGACGCAGACGGAGAGGACGCCGCGAAGAUCUCGGUGCUGCUGCUCGAUAAGUUCGAGGGCGAGCGACUCAGGCUUCCGAUCGACCGUCGGCGGCAGGAGCAGGCGCUGCGUGGCGCCGUGCCCGCUCUCGGCACGACCGUCACGUCGCGGCUCUGCCGCCGCCGGCGUGACGGCGCGCUCGUCCUGGUCGACUCGACACCGGUGCCGAUCCGCGGCGUGGUCAAGGCCGUCUCAGGGGGCCAGGGCAGCAUCCGCGCUACGGACGCGCUGCCCCAAGCUGCCGUCGAUGCUGCCGCCGCCGCACGGACUGCGAACGCGGACAGCGAGGCGCCGUUGGGAAGCGACGGAGGAGGGCUGCAGUCGCUGCUUGGCAAGGGCGCGACGUGGGGGCGAGGCGCUGGGGACGAGGCGUCGACAGCCGAGCCCGAGACGGACGCGCCAGAAGACAUUGCAGCCGCUGCGGUGAGCGCAAUCUACAUCUCUGCAGGGCAGUCUCCGUUCGCCAACGCGGCUCCCACCGUCAAAGGCACGACGUCGGCGCUGGCCGAGCUCGCGGCCAAGCAUAGCGGCACGCCACAGCAGGUUUCUUUCUCCCUCUCGGACGUGCUCGUCGACCCCGAUCGCAAGUCGGCCUCUGUGCGCGUCUCUGUCGGGGACGAGGUGUCGUUCUGCCUCUGUGCCGAGCCACAGUCGCAGCAGCUCGUCGCUCGCCGCAUCUGCCAGACCAAAGCGGCCGAAGAGACGCCUCGGGAGAAGCAGCGGCAGGUCGACCCGGCCAAGAUGACGCGGUUCGCGAAGGGGCCCGAUGGGACGCGCGGCUUUGCGGCCGGGCGAGGGCGCGGCAAGGUGGUUUGA
This is a messenger RNA of Emiliania huxleyi CCMP1516, 2616 nucleotides long. RefSeq lists its product as hypothetical. Lineage: Eukaryota; Haptophyta; Isochrysidales; Noelaerhabdaceae. The transcript has 7 exons. The coding region runs from base 1 to 2616 and encodes 871 amino acids. Gene Ontology annotation, molecular function: nucleic acid binding. The record is from RefSeq and is a predicted model, not a curated record.